Messenger RNA from Syngnathus acus (greater pipefish), 4596 nucleotides. RefSeq names its product disintegrin and metalloproteinase domain-containing protein 10-like. NCBI's taxonomy places the organism in Eukaryota, Metazoa, Chordata, Actinopteri, Syngnathiformes, Syngnathidae. The coding region runs from base 99 to 2450 and encodes 783 amino acids. Gene Ontology annotation, molecular function: metalloendopeptidase activity involved in amyloid precursor protein catabolic process. The record is from RefSeq and is a predicted model, not a curated record. Gene Ontology annotation, biological process: membrane protein ectodomain proteolysis; Notch signaling pathway. The transcript has 16 exons. Gene Ontology annotation, cellular component: synaptic membrane; plasma membrane.
AGCGAGUGGGCGACGAGUGGAAGCUGCAAUAAACACACAGGGCGUCUGCGCUUUUCUAACUAGGACAAUAAAGUGCAAACGGCAUCAAUGCUUUAACCAUGGAGCUAUCCGAUAUGCUUCUCCUGAAACUGGUCCUUUUCGCCUACUUGCUGCAUGACACUCAAGGCCACUACCGGAAUCCCCUCAACAAGUACAUCCUGCACUAUGAAGGCCUUUCUUAUGACACAGAGGUUGUACACAACGACCAUCAGAGGGCCAAAAGGGCGCUCUCCCACCAAGACCAGUUUCUUCAUUUAGAUUUUCACGCUCAUGGAAGACAUUUUAAUUUGCGCAUGAAGAGAGAUACUAGCUUGUUCACACCAGACUUGAAGGUGGACGUUUCAGGACACGAGUCGACAUAUGAUACCUCUCAUAUCUACACUGGAGAAAUAUACGGUGAACAAGGUACGCUAGCUCACGGUUCCAUCGUGGAUGGUAAAUUUGAGGGCUUCAUUCAGAGUUACCACGGCAACUACUACGUGGAACCCACCGAGCGCUAUCUGGAGGGCAAACAUGUGCCUUUCCACUCCGUCAUUUACCACGAGGACGACAUACACUAUCCUCACAAGUACGGUCCAGAGGGAGGAUGUGCCGAUAGCUCCGUGUUUGAGAGGAUGAAGAAGUACCAGGCCUCUGCUGUAGAAGAGACGUACAAGCAGGCAUUUGACAGUCAGCCGCUCCUUAGCGAAUCUGUGAUGCUGAGAAAGAAGAGGAUGGCACAGGCUGAGAAAAACACGUGCCAGCUCUUCAUCCAAACAGAUCACCUCUUCUACCAGUAUUACAAGACAAGAGAGGCUGUCAUCGCUCAGAUCUCCAGUCACGUGAAGGCCAUUAAUGCCAUCUAUCAGGGCACGGACUUCUUAGGGAUUCGCAACAUCAGUUUCAUGGUGAAACGAAUCAGAAUAAACACCACCAGUGUUGAGAAGGACAGGUCCAACCCAUUUCGAUUUGGUAACAUCGGAGUGGAGAAGUUCCUGGAGCUCAACUCGGAGCAGAAUCACGACGACUACUGUUUGGCUUACGUUUUCACCGACAGAGACUUUGAUGACGGCGUCUUGGGUUUGGCCUGGGUGGGAGCACCUUCAGGGAGUUCUGGAGGCAUCUGUGAAAAAAGCAAGUUGUACUCCGAUGGCAAGAAGAAAUCUCUCAACACGGGGAUUAUCACUGUCCAGAACUACGCCUCCCACGUUCCUCCCAAAGUCUCCCAUAUCACCUUUGCACAUGAAGUGGGCCAUAACUUUGGCUCCCCGCACGACUCAGGAUCGGAGUGCACUCCGGGUGAAUCCAAGAGCCAAGACAAAAAGGAGAGGGGCAAUUACAUCAUGUAUGCGAGAGCGACGUCGGGAGACAAGCUCAACAACAACAAAUUCUCCAUCUGUAGCGUGCGCAACAUCAGCCAGGUGCUGGAGAAAAAAAGAAGCAACUGCUUCGUUGAGUCUGGUCAGCCAAUUUGUGGAAACGGCCUGGUAGAGCCAGGAGAGGAGUGUGACUGCGGCUACAGUGAUCAGUGCAGGGACCAGUGCUGCUAUGAUGCCAACCAGGAUGACAACAAGAAAUGCAAAUUAAAGCCCGGCAAAGUGUGCAGUCCCAGCCAGGGUCCUUGUUGCACCCCUGAGUGCAGCUACAAGGGGCGCAACGAGAAGUGCAGGGACGAGUCGGAGUGCGCUCAUCAGGGCAUGUGCAAUGGCGGGAGCCCCCACUGCCCGUCGUCUGAGCCCAAGGCCAAUUUCACCGCCUGUCACGGCGAGACUCAAGUCUGUCUGAACGGGGGGUGCUCCGGCUCCAUCUGUAAGAAGUACGGCCUCGAAGCGUGCACGUGCGCCAGCCAAGAAGGAAAGGACGAGACGGAGCUUUGUCACGUGUGCUGCAUGGAAAAGAUGAAUUCCAACACGUGCAGCAGUACCGGGUCGGAGCGUUUGGCGCGUUUCUUCAAUAAGAAGGUGACCACCCUGCCGGCCGGUUCGCCCUGCAACGACUUCAAGGGUUACUGCGACGUGUUCAUGAAGUGUCGCCUGGUGGACGCCGACGGCCCGCUGGCUCGACUCAAGAAGGCCAUUUUCAACCCGGAGCUCUACGAGAACAUUGCCGAGUGGAUUGUGGCCCACUGGUGGGCAGUGUUGCUGAUGGGCAUCGCUCUCAUCAUGCUCAUGGCGGGCUUCAUUAAGAUAUGUAGCGUACACACACCCAGCAGCAACCCCAAGCUCCCUCCCCCAAAACCACUUCCGGGCACGUUGAAGAGGCGGCGAGCGCAGCAGCACGCAAGCUCCCAGGUGCAGCAUCAGGCCCAGCACGGCGGCCACGGCGGUCCGCGGCAGGGCCCGAGGCAGCCUCAGCGGCAGGCCCAGCAGCAACACCAGCGACACCACCGUCAACCUCGAGAGAACUAUCAGAUGGGGCAGAUGAGACGCUGAGACACCCCCCGGACCCCCCCCCCCCCCCCCCCCCCCCCCCUGCGACCCUCCCCCACCCCCUCGCCACCCCCUCCAAUGCCUUGGCUCCUCCUUGUGCCUACAGUGGGAAUCUUAAAAGCGUCACUCCAUCCACGGAAAAGCCCGACAUGGUUGCUAGUCACCGCUGCGUUCUCUGUCUUGCAGAAACGCAAAGCAGAGAAAAAUCCAGCGACUGGAUUGGCGGUCCCCAUCGCAGCGCAGUCUAGCUUCUUUUAUUAUAAUUUUUUUUGCAAUCGUCAUCUACUUUUGGUUCAUUUCAAAGGAGUGCCAAGGAGUUAAGAAAUCAUCCGUAGCUUUAGUCCACUUUAGUGAUGUGUUUUGGUUCUUUUGCGAUGUCGUCUCGAGUGGCUGCCGGCGAGUCGUCGCGUGCUUGUCUUGCGCCCUUCCAGCCACACACACACACAAGAGCGAGACAAGACACUCGGUGGAGGAUUGGCGCCACUUUUGUGAUUUCCACAUGUCCCAAAACGGCGAAGGACACAUGCUCCGGUCUCUUGUGCAGACAGUCUCCUGCAUGUGACUGUACAUAUUUAGUGUAUCAUAAGUGAAAAUGAACUAUUUCUUCUACUGUAAAUGUGUAAUUCUUCGCUCUCUUCUCGUUUUUUUGGGGGUUUUAUUUUUCGGUUAGCGCUCUCAGGACUUUUAACACAUAAACAAAGGCAUGACGGUCGCCAGGAGUUCCUCGGAUGUUGUCGCCGACCAUCUGAUGCUGUCGGGUCCUCUCUGCGGUCACCCAAUCAGGUUCACUUUGGGUUGUUUGUUUCUCUAUUUGAACAAAGUCACCAUAUCCUUCUUUUUCCAAGGUCAUCUUUCCAUUGUUUUAUUUUUUUGCUAACAUGUUGCUUGUGUCGUGUAAUGGAAGAAUCGCUCUGCUUGUCAUCCUUUUUUUUUUUCUCUUUUAAUUUAGCUUUACGAAGAAUGAAUAACCACUAACUGAAGCUGAGGUGAAGGAAAAGUUGCAGCUUAGUUUAGAAUUGAGCGUUAGUGGAAUGCGUGGGGAAAUAAGUUUGAAGGUGACUCGGUGUGGAUGUAUUAAAAACAAAUAGGCUUAUUGCUCAGAUAGGAAACUUUUGUGGGCAUGCAGAGGCAUUAAUCCAAUGUAAGUAUUGAUUGACUUGGGUCUGUACUAGUGUCUCAGCACAAUGCUUUUUAAUGUGAAAAUAAAAGAAAAGAAGACUUGUUGAGUCAGAUUUUUAGUAUAACCUGACUUUGCUACUUCACCAUUCCGGAUUCACACUUUCCAGUUUUUAACUUGUGAUGACAGAAAGCACCGGCGGGCUAUGUUUGAAAGACGCGUUUCACCUCAGGCAUUCUUUCACAAAAUAACAACUUGAUAUGAUUCAGUGUUUGCUUCUCACUAACAUUAAAAACACAUCAUAUUUGCAUUAUAUAUUUCAUGCAUUAUUUUUGCCUACUGGUCUGAAUUGAGUUUCUUAAUUCUGUUUUGAGUGCAUGCAGUUCAAAUCACAAGUAAUGUCUUACAACACUGUCCUGAGUGUUGGAAUAAUCCUACGUUUUGCUGCGGAUGGGAUGAGGAAAAGUGUCACAGUUGAUGUCUGUCACAUGAUGAUGAAUCAGGCUUAUGUCUGUACAAAAAAAAGUGGAUUUAAAAAAAAAAAAUGUCAUUCUUGGCUCCAGAAUCUAACAUGUAAACUUGUACAGUACUUUGAAAAUUUGCAUUUCAUUGAAAAAAUUACAUUUUGCUACAUCUGCUGAUUUCUUUACAAAAAAAAAAAUAUUUUAUUCCAAUUCAAAGAUGUUCAUAUGUGACAAAAUCUCUUAAGUUAUUUAUGUUUUUGUAUGUGCUAGUUCAACUGGAGUUUGUUUAUGAUACUUUUUCUCCACUGUCAUCAAUGAUAUAAAAACAAUUGAGUGUGAUGGAUUUAAUGUGACAUUCUCAUUUUAGUCUUUGUUAUCCUGUGGCAUGGUUUGGCUAGAAGAGCAGAAGAAUAAUGCCUGUAAAUUUCUUUUCUUUUCAUUUCGUAGUCUUGAUUUGGGGAAAAAAAAGGUUUUAGAUGAACGUGCACUGCAAUGUCCAAAUUAAUUUUGAAAUGUUGUAGGUGAUGUAGGCCGAAAGAACACACGAUUAAAAAGUAAUACUACUGUC